AUGAAGAAAGAAAGACGCAGCAGUAAAAAAGGGAAAAACGUCAAGGGAGUUUUGCGCCGGCGAGGACACGCUUAUGCCGGAGACGAUGAAGACGGAUUUCAAGGUGGGCGGACCCUGUUCUGUCACUGUUUGGAGCAGCAUACUGAUUCAUGCCAGUUUUCCAAUCUUCUCGGGACCGUCUAUCGCAAAGGGAAUCUCUUGUUCACUCCCGACGGCUCCUGUUUGCUCUCCCCAGUUGGGAACCGAGUCUCUGUCUUUGACCUGGUCCAAAACAUCUCCUAUACCCUCCCGUUCGCACACCGGACAAAUAUUGCCCGAAUUGAUCUAUCUCCCAGAGGCAAUCUCCUGCUCUCAAUCGACGAGAAUGGCAGGGCUAUAUUGACCAAUUUCCCGCGCCGGCUACCGAUCCAUCACUUUACGUUCAAGUCUGCUGUGACUGCGCUCUCGUUCUCGCCCUCCGGUCGUCAUUUUGCCGUGGGGGUUGGCCGGAGACUACAGAUAUGGUGUACACCCUCUACUCCGGGAGCUGGUACCAGCGGUGAGCUAGAGUUUGCCCCCUUUGUGCUUCACCGAGAUUUAGCUGGCCACUUCGACUCGAUACAAAACAUUCAUUGGUCUAGCGAUUCGAGAUUUUUGUUGACUGCAUCAAAAGAUCUAACUGCGAGGAUAUGGAGUGUGAAUCCGGAGGAAGGGUUUGAACCCACAACUUUGGCAGGUCACCGUGAUGGAGUUAUCAACGCAUGGUUCUCCCAUGAUCAGGAGUCGAUAUAUACCGUCAGCAAGGAUGGUGCUUUGUUCCGUUGGGGCUAUGUAUCAAAAAAGAAAGAGGACGGUAGUACCUCGGACGAACGGUGGAGAAUCGUCAAGAAGGAUUAUUUUAUGCAAAGUGGUGCCAAAGUAAACUGUGCAGCUUUCCAUGCAAAGGCUAACAUCCUGGUUGUCGGUUUCUCCAACGGCAUCUUUGGCCUAUGGGAAAUGCCUAGCUUCAGUCAGCUCCAUCUAUUAAGUGUCUCUCAGAGCAACAUCGAUUGUGUUACUAUCAAUAGCUCUAGCGAAUGGCUCGCAUUUGGCUCGUCGAAACUCGGUCAGCUACUUGUAUGGGAAUGGCAAUCCGAAUCUUAUAUCUUGAAGCAACAGGGUCAUUUGGAUUCUAUGAACGCUCUAGUGUAUUCUCCUGAUGGCCGAAAAAUCAUUACUGCUGCUGAUGAUGGCAAAAUCAAAGUCUGGGAUAUCAAUACCGGGUUUUGCAUUGUCACUUUUACAGAACAUAAGAGCGGCGUUACAGCGUGUGAGUUCACAAAACGCGGAAAUGUGCUCUUCACGUCAUCCCUGGACGGGUCAGUGCGAGCAUGGGAUCUCGUGCGGUAUCGAAACUUCAAGACCUUCACGGCCCCUUCACGGUUAUCCUUUUCUUCCCUAGCUGUUGAUCCCAGCGGUGAAGUUGUAUGCGCCGGAUCCCUAGACUCCUUUGACAUCCAUAUCUGGUCAGUUCAAACCGGCCAGCUCCUUGAUCAGCUAUCAGGCCAUGAAGGACCAGUUUCAUCAUUAUCUUUUUCGGCAGAUGGAAGUCAUGUUGUCAGCGCUAGCUGGGAUCGCACAGUCCGGAUAUGGAGCGUCUUUGGGAGGAGUCAAACCAGUGAGCCAUUACAGCUACAGUCAGACGUCCUAUGUGUAGCUUUCAGACCAGAUGGAAAGCAGGUCGCUGCAUCGACGCUUGACGGCCAGUUAACAUUCUGGUCCGUUGAGGAUGCAGUUCAGCAGGCAGGAAUUGAUGGCCGGCGGGAUGUCUCUGGUGGUAGAAAGAUAACUGACAGACGAACCGCUGCAAAUUCUGCUGGGACCAAAUCCUUCACUACCAUAACAUACAGCGGCGACGGCACAUGUCUCCUAGCUGGUGGGAACAGCAAAUACAUCUGCCUCUACGACGUUGGAACAUGUUCUUUGAUCAAGAAAUUUACAGUGUCACUCAACACCUCGUUAGACGGAACUCAAGAGUUUCUUAACAGUCGGAACAUGACUGAAGCUGGCCCCCAGGGAUUAAUUGACGAAACUGGCGAAGCAUCCGACAUCGAGGAGCGAAAGGAUAAGACCCUGCCAGGUGCUCGUCGUGGAGACGACGGAGCUAGAACAACUCGCCCUGAAGUCCGUGUUACAUCGGUAUCAUUUUCACCCACCGGAAGAUCGUUUUGUGCUGCGUCUACAGAGGGCCUGCUAAUAUAUAGCCUUGACGAUGACAUGGUCUUUGAUCCUUUUGACUUGGAUAUUUCUAUUACACCGGACAGCGUCAUGGCCACCGUUGCAGCAGCUAAAAAGGCAGCUUUAUACCAAACCUCCAACUCUUCAUCGGAAACCACUACAUCCGACUCUUCAUUCCUCAAAGCCAUCAUCAUGGCAUUCCGCCUUAACGAAUCCGAACUCAUAAGAACAGUUUACGAAUCUAUACCCCCCUCCGAAAUACCCCAUAUUGUCCGUUCAAUUCCCACAGUAUACGUAACCCGUCUCCUGCGCUUCGUUGCUAAUGCAGCUGAUGAAACCCCCCAUCUAGAAUUCAACUUACUCUGGAUUCAGGCCUUGUUAAGCAUACGAGGACGCUAUAUCAAAGAUAACGCAGCCUCUUUUGCGGCAGAGUUAAGAUCUGUUCAGAGAGCUAUCGAUGGUAUUCGAAAUGACUUGAAAAGACUCGCGGACAAGAACUCAUAUGCGCUGGAAUACUUUCUGUCAAAACCUGCCUAUGCACCCGGAACCAAGAACAUUGCAUCGGAAGAAUCAAAUAGGAUGCUUCUAGAGAAUUCCAAAGACGAAGAGAAUACUCCGGCGGAGGAACAGGACGAGAACAAAGCCAAUGAUAGCGAUGGGGAUUGGAUCGGAUUGGAAUAA
Nannizzia gypsea CBS 118893 is the source of this 2877-nucleotide messenger RNA. Its product is annotated as periodic tryptophan protein 2. Gene Ontology annotation, cellular component: Pwp2p-containing subcomplex of 90S preribosome; small-subunit processome. Lineage: Eukaryota; Fungi; Ascomycota; Eurotiomycetes; Onygenales; Arthrodermataceae. Gene Ontology annotation, biological process: maturation of SSU-rRNA from tricistronic rRNA transcript (SSU-rRNA, 5.8S rRNA, LSU-rRNA); ribosomal small subunit assembly. The coding region runs from base 1 to 2877 and encodes 958 amino acids. The transcript has 4 exons. The record is from RefSeq and is a predicted model, not a curated record. Gene Ontology annotation, molecular function: protein binding.